Messenger RNA from Daucus carota subsp. sativus, 1069 nucleotides. RefSeq lists its product as uncharacterized. The record is from RefSeq and is a predicted model, not a curated record. The transcript is spliced from 3 exons. NCBI's taxonomy places the organism in Eukaryota, Viridiplantae, Streptophyta, Magnoliopsida, Apiales, Apiaceae. Bases 51 to 809 code for a protein of 252 amino acids.
UUUAAAACUUUUAACUCUCCCGCCAACAAUUCACACAGAACAACACAGAAAUGAAAGGUCAUCACCAUCUCCCGGCGCACAAAGAUCACGAGAACGUCAAUCGCAAGUUGAAAUGGAGCAGCGAACAUUCUAGAACACCGAAAAAAAUCGCCAGAAAAAUUUUGGAUUCGGUGUUGACGACUGUGUCGGAGGACGUUCCGAUCGAAUCAGCCAAGGAUUUGAUUGGUACGAGUUCAAGUUGUGAAGUAUUGGAUGAGAUUCAGCUGAAUGAAUCACCGGAGAGUUCUAUGAAUUCAUCAAGUGCAGCUGCAGUUGUUUCACCAUCAGUUGCAUCAACACCUUCUGAUCUCUCUGGAUUGAACUCCACAAUCUGUUCCGAUGCCUCAUCAAUCGCCUCUGACUUCUCCCCCUUGCCCUCCGCAAUUACUUAUAACAUGGUUCAAGCUAAUAAUGUCAAACUCAACCAUAAUACUGCAGAUUCAGGUCAUACCAUGACGAGAGAGUCACUGAAGGCAGAUAUAUUUGCAAGGAAAUUUAGACAGGCGGGGACUCAAAGCUUUAAGCCAAAUGAUAUGAUACUUUUAUCUGACAAUGUGAUGGAGGUACUGUUGAGGGCUGUGAUUGAGGAUCUGAAUAAUCUGCCUGAGAAGAAUGAUAGGUUCACUGCAACAGUUGAGAACAAAGUCUACAUUGUCCUAAAGAAGGUUUUCUCCGCCAUUCUGACUUUGAUGCUGGUGAUCAUUGUUGUGGGAGCUUUCGUCUUCAGUGCAGGAGAUGGAGGCUCUUACCAUGGUCUUGUGCCAACAUGAUACUUCCAUUGCAAAUUCAUUCAUCCUCAUGUGGUAAGUUUUUACAGUUAUUCUUUCUUGUAUCUACUUUUGGAAAGAAAUACAGGAGUGUUUAUAUUGUUUCCAUCUAUUAUAGUUUACUCAAACUACUUAACUGCAACUUACUGUCUAGCAGUGAUGAUCAUAUUCUACAGUUUCAGUGCUAUCAUUGAUUAGGUUGGAUGUAAAAAAUCACAGAACUCUUUGCUUGGACGCAUUUAUACAAAAAGUAAUUCUUGAUC